UUGAGCAUUAACCAUCGAGACACCGAAGAUAGAACAGUUAAACGAAGGGGACAUAUAAUGGCUGGGUGUAAUUCGAUAUUGGCAGCCCUGGUAGCACUGACUCUGUGUCAUUUCUCCCAAGGUACAUUUGUUAAACAAGGGGAAUUGUUUGAAGUCGCCGAGAGUGAUAUACCGAAUGCCUGGAGAAAACUCUUUAUUCAAGCGGACAACAUUUUCGAAAAUGGCUACAUAGCGGGCUUCACUGCCUUCUUUCACAAUACAGCCCCAAUUCGACUUCAGGUGUGGGAGCGGAAGAAUGAAUCUCUUCCAAAUACCUAUACACUUAGGUCUGAGAGACGAGUUAUCCCCGAGGGAACUGGCUUGCAAACAGUGAGCUUUGACCCAUCGGAGUUCCUCUAUACACUACCAGGGGAUCGUUAUGGUUAUUUCAAUGAGGACAAGAACGCAACUAUAGGCUACAGGGUGGUAGAGAAAGACGACCCCGCUGCUGUAGAAUGGUCCUCUAUACGAGACAGCUGGCCUCAGGUUAACGAUUCUUGGAAGUUCGAUAAACUCAAACUUGGCUACCAGUUUGCCAUAGAGCUUUCAGUUUACAUCGAAGUUGAUGAUUGUGUCAACGUGACUUGCCUCAAUGGAGGUGUGUGCGUUGAUGGAUUUGAUAAUUACACCUGCCAUUGCAAAAAUAACUACAUUGGAGUCGAUUGUGAAAAGUCCGCCACUGAAGAUCAAUGUGCCACGCUUCCCUGUCAGAAUAGCGGUGCAUGUAUAGAUAUGAUGAAUGAUUACUUCUGUAGUUGCCCUCCUCAGUACACCGGUAGAAACUGUCAGAUAGCAACAAUAUGCCCAAAUAUAACUGAACCAGAAAACAGUGUGCUGACAGUGGGAUCCUUGAACAACAACCUCCCAGGAAGUACUGUGGAGUUCAGCUGUGACUCUGGCUACCAUCUAAAUGGUUACACCAGAUUGACUUGUCUUACCACUGGCAGUUGGGAUGCAGACGUUCCUACGUGUAAUGUCAAUGUGUGUCCUAAUGUAACUGCACCUGAGUUUUCCACUGCACGUGAUGAAGAUCGCAACAUCACAGCUGAAGCAGGCGAGGACAUAGUUGAUAACUCAGUAGGAGAUACUAUUGUAUUUGCAUGUGACACAGGUUAUCAUACCGUGGGAUCAGACGUUAUAACAUGUACCAAAGAUGGCCACUGGGAUUACCCUCCCAUUGCAAUGAAAUGUGAAGAGAACAGAUGCCCAGAUUUGACCGUACCAAACAAUGCCCAGAUUAGUACGGGCACAGGAAGUGGAAACAUUGUUGGGCAUAAGGUACUCUUCGAAUGUGACAGUGACUUCACUCUCCUUGGAUCACCAGAGCUAAUUUGCAAUACUUCAGGAUUAUGGGACAAGCCUGCUCCAUACUGUCAAGAGAUCAAAUGUCCAGCUAUUGUGCUGCCUGUUCAAGCGUCUGUCUCUGCUGGGUCCCUGACGGAGAGAAGCAAAGGUGACUCCAUUACAUUCACCUGUGGUAAUGGAUUUGUUUUGCAUGGCGCAGCAACCAUUACAUGCAAAGAAAAUGGUCAAUGGAAUUCCAAUGCACCUAUUUGUGAAGUUAUCUCAUGUCCAACUCUAAAGGUACCAGACAAUGGUAUGGUUGCAUCCUCUCCAUUGAGUACCAUUGUAGGAACAAUAGUUGUGUUUGAAUGUGAUGCUGGUUUCAAUCUCUUGGGAGCACAAUCGAUUCGAUGCCAAAGUAAUGGAGCCUGGACCAAUAAUGUACCCUUUUGUAGUGAGAUAGCAGCGAUUACAUGUCCAGAUUUAAAACUACCGCUAAAUGCAAAUUUGACUAAUGGCACACUGACUAACAACACAGUGAACUCAUCAGUAGAAGUAGAAUGUAUUGAUAGAUAUACUAUCAUGGGAUCUUCAGUUCUUACUUGCAUGUCAGAUGGUGCAUGGGAUACACAUCUUCCUUUCUGCCAGAAAGUAGAAGAUGUCACGUGUCCCGAUGUUAUCCAACCGCUAAACUCUGAACUAACAGCAGGAUCACUAACAGAAAACAAAAUAAAUUCCACUGUUAAGAUAGGAUGCGUGGAUGGGCAUACUCUUGUAGGAUCUUCGGUUCUUACUUGCAUGUCUAAUGGUGCAUGGGAUGCAAAUGUUCCAUAUUGUCAAAGAAUAGAAGGAGUUACAUGUCCAGAUGUCAUCCUCCCCAUAAAUUCGAAAGUAACUACUGGAGCAGUAAACGGAAACCAGAUAAAUUCCACUGUUGAAAUGGAAUGUCUCGAUGGAUAUUCUCUCAUUGGCUCUACAGUUCUUACUUGCAUGUCAAAUGGUGCAUGGGAUAUAAAUGUUCCAUAUUGUCAGAAAGUAAAAGAUGUCACGUGUCCCGAUGUUAUCCAACCGAUGAACUCUGAACUAACUGCAGGAUCACUAACAGGAAACAAAAUAAAUUCCACUGUUGAAAUAAAAUGUUUGGAUGGAUUUACUCUUAUGGGAUCUUCGGUUCUUACUUGCAUGUCUCAUGGUGCAUGGGAUGCAAAUGUUCCAUUUUGUCGAAAAGUAGAAGAUGUCACGUGUCCCGAUGUUAUCCAACCGAUGAACUCUGAACUAACAGCAGGAUCACUAACAGGAAACAAAAUAAAUUCCACUGUUGGAAUAAAAUGUUUGGAUGGAUUUACUCUUAUGGGAUCUUCGGUUCUUACUUGCAUGUCUAAAGGUGCAUGGGAUGCAAAUGUUCCAUUUUGUCAACAAGUAGAAGAUGUCGCGUGUCCUGAUGUUAUCCAACCGAUGAACUCUGAACUAACAGCAGGAUCACUAACAGGAAACAAAAUAAAUUCCACUGUUGGAAUAAAAUGUUUGGAUGGAUUUACUCUUAUGGGAUCUUCAAUUCUUACUUGCAUGCCAGAUGGUGCAUGGGAUCAAAAUGUACCGUUUUGUAGUAAAAUUCAAUGCCCUGUAGUUAUCCAACCUGCAAAUGGUGCAGCAUCAGGAAAUGACAGAGACAAAGAUAGUAGAGUUACAUUUACCUGUUCAAGUGACCAUGUUCUAAAAGGAUCCGACACUAUAACAUGCCAAGCUAACGGACAAUGGAGUGGAAAUGUUCCUUUUUGUGACCAGAAACCAACUGGUGAUAACGGGACUGAUGCCACAACUGUAACAUCGACGGUUGUCACGGCAACAAACCCAGUAUCUACGUUACCAACAACAACAGAGCCAGAGGUUACCACGGAGAAAGACAACAAGGGUGGAAAUGGUGUCACUUGCCCACCUCAAACUGCAGCCCAAACUGCAGAGCAAAAUGACCUUUAUUUAUUCAUUAUACUCAUCCUAGUUGGAGUUAUAGUUUUACUAGUAUUAAUAGGAUUCUUUAUGCUUAUUUACUUAUGCAGAAGGUCAUAUACAGUGUCGAAAUACUAUGCAUAUAACCCAUAUCUUACGAACAAUAAAAUGGUUGACCCUGAGAGGCAAUCUGGAGGUACUGAUGCAAGAAACGGCCAACAGCAGGGUAGUCCUAGAAGCCCAACGGCUUCUAUUGGAGGGGAGAAAAACAAUGGUUUUAAAUUUGAAACCAAUGAGAAUGCAAUGUAAUGUUAAAUAUGGUCGCACCAGUGUAAGAUAAUUAAAUUCUGUGUUUAGCAUAAUUUUAAUUCUAAUGGAGAAUGAUAUUUAUUUAUAUUUUGGGCUAAUGAAAUGUAUACAAAGCGCACAUUUCUGUCAAAACAGAUGGCUUGUGUGUGAGAUUCACGAAUUGUCAUUUAUUUAUUUUAUUGAUAGUUGUAUUUUGAAAUAUGCUAAACGUAGGACUUGUAUUUUGUCUCUUUUAACACAAAUUAUAUCAAACAACAUUUCAGAAAAGCAGAGAUUAACUUCUUUAUAAACUAUUAUACAUAGUACUAUAGUACGAGUAUCUACCAAAGUUGUGUCGAAACAACAAUAUGCAAAUAUUUCAUUGCAUAGAACGAAUAUUUCUAAAGUUUUUACUUUUAUAUUAACUGAUGUCGAUGUUAUACUAUUUUCUGAAAAUAAGAUCUUGUUAUUUGUUCAGGCCUUCGUAUAUAUACAUACAUUUUAUGGUGCUAAGAUCGGAUAUGACAGUUAACUGAUCAAACUGAUGUAAAAUGUAAACUAUUUUCAAUUUACACGAUUUGUCUUAUACUAAUAUGUACAUAUUUUGCAAAGAUGUCUGUAAAUAUUUUAUAACUUAUAUUUCUAUUUAUACUCAGUUUCAACAUUCCAAUAUGAUCAAUAUGAGAAGUCAUACUUUGCUUACGUGUUGUAUAUAUUGAGGGAAUGGCUCUCACCAGGUGGCAACCCUGGACUGUUCCUGCAUCAAUGCACCACGUUUCACAUCAUUUGACUAUGAAUGCUGUAUCUUGUAUGAGCACAAGUCCACAACUAUUUUAAUGUCAGAUGAUUGGUAUUAUUUCUCCAGUAUGAUAGGAAUGUUACGUCGUAUUGUGCUUAUGGAGUGCA
Molecule: messenger RNA, 4464 nt
Organism: Owenia fusiformis
Lineage: Eukaryota; Metazoa; Annelida; Polychaeta; Sabellida; Oweniidae
Source: the annotation of a GenBank genome assembly